Molecule: messenger RNA, 4596 nt
Organism: Vespa crabro (European hornet)
Lineage: Eukaryota; Metazoa; Arthropoda; Insecta; Hymenoptera; Vespidae
Gene: Kpc1
Product: E3 ubiquitin-protein ligase RNF123
Exons: 10
Coding region: 630-4442 (1270 amino acids)
Cellular component (GO): cytoplasm
Molecular function (GO): ubiquitin-protein transferase activity; protein binding
Source: RefSeq, a predicted model, not a curated record
AUAAAUGGAGACUCGUAAUAUUCGUAAUGUGUUGCCAUCUGUCAAAGAAUAAGUUUGAAAAUUCGCGCGCAUUUACAGUCGAUAACAAGCGCACUCCGUCGAUAAGUCAGCUGACAUAUCAGCUGAUCGGCAUACCGCUUUGUAUCAAAAAUGACAGAAAUGUGCUCAUGCGCAUGUAUGUUAACCGUCGAUUUUUUAAUUCUUUUACAGUUUAUCGAACAUUGUGCUUUUAUUCGCUUAUUCUUGUCUGGUAUCUAUAAUAAAAAAUAUUACAUUUAUAUGAGAAGAGAGAGAGAGAGAGAAAGGACAGCCAUUUGAUAUAUCGAAAUUGAGAAGAAAAUUUCAGUAAUAACUAUCGGCAAUGUCACGAGAAGAGAGUAAUAAUGGAACGAUUAUUUUGUAAACGAAUCAAUUGAUUUAAAUAGAUAUUUACUUUGACGUAUACCACGAAGAAAUUGUCAAGAGAAAUUGUGUCGGCGCGAUGUGUAUCUUUAUUGUCUGGUUUAACUUUGGCCGAAAAUCAUUUUGUUCUCGUAUCUAAAAAGAUAUCUUCUAUUCUUAGAAAAAUCAUUAUUCGUCAUAUAUUUGUCAUUCAAUGCUAAUUUUGACACUUGACAAUUGUCUAGAAUAUGGAGGCAGAGGAAGUUAUACAAAAUAUUUUUGGAAUUAAUGAUGCCAUAAUAAUGUCAAAAACUAAAUCCAAAACGUCCAACGUAAAGUUUUUGAGUACUUCAGAAAGUUUAGAUGUGGUUAAGAUUUUCAUUAACGAGACACUGGCUAAGUAUGCUUGUGCAGAAAAAUUGACAGACGAUAGGGAGGGUCGUAUAGGGCCUAGAACUGUCAAAUUUGAUGUUAACACGCAUACUGGCCUGUUCAUCGUUUCGCCAGAUAGAUCGAGUAUUAUUGCUCAAGGGAAUUUUUGUACAAUGAAGGCUAAUACAGCACUUUACAAAGGAAAAUGGAUGUACGAGCUUCAGCUUGGUUCUAAAGGUGUAAUGCAAGUAGGAUGGGGAACUUCACGAUGUAAAUACGAUAUGGAGAGUGGAGUUGGUGACACCGUUAACUCUUACGCUUAUGACGGUCACCGUGUUAGAAAAUGGAACGUGAUACCAACUAAAUACGGAGAGUCAUGGCUUACAGGGGAUAUUAUAGGAUGUACGUUAAAUAUGGAUGAUGGGACGAUAGAUUUCUAUAGAAAUGGAAGACAUCUUGGGACAGCAUUUGAUAAUAUAUCCAUGGGUCCUGGUAUUGCUUACUUUCCAACUGUAAGCCUGACAUUUACCGAAAAUGUCACGGCUUUUUUUGGAGGCACUCCUUUAAGAUAUCCCUUAGAAGGUUAUCAAGCUAUUCAAGCUCCGCCAGAAUCGCAAGUUAUACAAGCUACAUUUUUAUUUCAAUGGUUUACCCGUGUCAUAGAUUACGUAGUUAGUAUAAAACAAACAAACGUUUCGUUGACUGAUAGAUCAAUGACAGUACAUGCAUUUCUCAUGUGCAUUGCACAAAGCAUCUUAAUGCAUAUCGGUCCUUUGCUUACCAUUCCAUAUAUCGUCGAAGGUGUGUUCAUUCCUUUUUUACACGAAAUAUCUGGAAUACAAAAAUACGGAGCAAGGGACUCGUUGAAAUUUCGUGAAAGUAAAGUAAGAUUAAUGACUUGCUUAGAUCUUCUAUGGACUUUUCUAGAGGAACGAGAGAUGAGGUCUUGCUUAGACAGUACGCUCAUCUAUCUCUAUUCGACGUUCAGGCACGUUUCCUUUUUCCUUGAAUAUUCGAAUCAGUAUAAUAGUUUAAUACUAUUGAUACAAUUUUGUCUACAUACCACGACUCGGCAACACUUUCUAAAGUACCUGCUUUUCGAUCGUGUGAGAUUUGCAAAUUUUAUUCACAUUAAACCAAUGGACGAUGUUGGUCUAGCAAAUGUAGUUCAGCAACCUUGGUGGGAAACCAAUCCAAUAGAUCCAUCUAUUGCUAUAAGGAAAGAUGCGUAUAUAGAAGCGUGCGAAAGUAUUAAAGACUCAGUAGAGGAAUUAGAAAAUAUACAAAUUUGGUUAUUAAUGACUCUGCUUGAUAAUUCCGAUGGUACUCCCAAUAGACCUACAUCGAGGACUAUUUUUCUAAGAAAAUUCAAACGUUUCGUUCACGAAAAUCUAACAACGACUCGUACAACGCCGCAUCUCCAGACUCCUUUGGUUCUUAGUCUCUGUUGCUUUCAUCGGCUUUUGUCUGUAUUCAAAUACUUAUGGAACGAUGAAAUUGGGGUCAGCCCCGUUUUCGUACCGUGCAAAUUAUUCUACGAUGGAUCAAUCAAUUACUCCGGAAUUGACAGAUUGGGAGGAGUGUUAUCUCACUUGAACAAGACCUUCAGAACAGAAUUGGUUCAAAUUUUGGGUCCAAAUCACGAAGUGAUCCUUUCUAUGGAACAAUCGCAAGAUCAACAACCGUUCCUCGCAAGACUGUCGGAUUUACCAGUCGUCAUACCUGCAUUCGCUCACAUGAUUAAUGUUAACGCAUCAGCACAAGGAAGUACCAUGUUAGUGGAAAGAAUGGGAUAUUUUAGCAGAGAGGACAGAACGCCACUGCGUUUAGGUCCAUUAGACGCCGCCGUGUCUCUGUUAGAAUUAUUAGAUGGGAUUAUAUUGUUUUAUCACGCGGCAGCGAGAAAACAAGUGGCAAAACUUGCUGUUCUUAAGGACAACAUAUCUGAAUUUGAAGCCGCUCUUUCCGAGGCUAAAAAAAGAUUGGAUUAUAUUAUCAAUUACGAGGAUGAGACGUCUCAUUUAAUUCAGGAAGAAUUAUUACGUUCGAUAGAGGUGUUCACUAAAAAAUUGUCCGAACAGGCAAGACAAAUGGCUUGGAUUCGUGCCGCAGUAUUCUCGGAGGAAAAGCUAGGAGAGCUGGCUUGGUUUUUAGAAAUGCUAACGUUAACGUUACAAAAAGCAAGCGAAGAAGGCAACAUGUUCAGUUUUGUACCUGAUUUUUAUCUCGAAACGCUUUCCGAUUUAUGCGUUAGUAUACGUAAUCAUAUUCAUCCUACUAUGCCGAUCGAGACGAUACCAGAUUAUCAGAAGAUGUUAUUGGACAUUGCUGAGUUCCUUUGCUCCCAUUAUCUUGAUCCACGUAUCGUUAAUACUAAUUCGAAAGAGAUAUUAAUGAUAACAUUUGCUGGAUUCAUGUCGAAUCCCAUUACACUCGAGGCGUUAGAGAACGUAUCUCUAGAGAAUAGAUUGAAGGUAGUCGGAAAUCUAUUGAAACCCUUUGAAGCUAAAACAUGGGCUCAGUCCAACUGGAUACUCAUGAGAUUCUGGCAAGGUCAUGGAUUUGCAUUUCGUUAUGAAAGAAGUCCACAUUUAUGUAGGAAAGUCGGACCGAAAUUAUUGCAACAAGAACCUAUGCAUCAGUUGCUAAGUGCGUCCUUUCUUGAUUCUUACUUAUUAGUAAUCAUGAUCUAUAAUUUAUUCCAUCAGCCGUUAAAACCUUAUCCUUCUCUAAUAUAUCAAUUACAUGUAAGAGAUGGAUUAUUAGGGAAAUCACAAAAUACUGUACAAUUUUUAAAUUCUUUGUUGAAUCAAUUAAAUUGGGCUUUCUCAGAAUUUAUCGGUAUGAUACAAGAGAUUCAUAAUAUUUCGUCAAGACCCGAAAGGGUAUUCAUUGAGUCCAGACAACUCAAAAUCUGUGCUACUUGCUUCGACUUGAGCGUUGCAUUAUUAAGAGUUUUAGAAAUGUUUUGCACAGUGGCACCGGACAUAUUCAUUGAUCUUCGUCAGUCUUCUAGAGAAAAUUUAUUAUCCAGAUUAUGUCAGUUACUAUGUCAAAUAUUAAACAGGAUGAGCUCUCAAACCAGUUGCUUUCAACAAGUUGUACUAUUGGAAAUUCCGGAUUUAGAAUUGAUAGAUCAUUUUCCAAUACUGACGGCAGUUGUCGGGAUAUUGUUGGCAUUACUUAAAGAAGACAUGGCAGCAUUUACGCCAAGACCAUCGGCCGAAGUCCCUAAGGUUACGCGCACGUUAUUAAUAGAACCGAGUUUUCAAAUCAGUUCUUUGUACUUCGUAUUGGGGGAAAGUAAUAUAAAAAUUCCAAAGGACAAAAGAAAAAGAAUAAAGCAAUUUUCAUUUUUGAACUAUGAAGAUUAUGUAACGGACGAAGAGAUCAGUCAAGUCAGAGCAAUGAUAAAUUAUUUGGAUUACUGUCGUGAUAUCUUACCAGAUUCAAAAGUAUUAAUGGACGAUGAAAAUAUUUGUACCAUUUGUUAUGCCUUUCCAAUAAGCGCAAAGUUUAAACCUUGUAAUCAUGAAACUUGUCGCUUUUGCAUCGAUCGUCACCUUCUCAACACAAGAGAAUGCUUUUUUUGCAAAGCGACGAUAAGUAAAGUUAUCGAUCUUUACGGUAAUACUUUACACGACUUUUCUACGGAAUCGACAAGUACCAAAGAAUCCAUGAUCCAUUGAUGGAAACGUCAUCAAAAUCAUGUACACUCUGUUACAAGAAGUAUAUUAAACAAAUUUGAAAUUAUACAAGUACAAUUGAAAUUAAAUUCUAACAAAAGCUAUUAUGUAAAAGGUAAAUGUUAUAAAAUAUUAUAAUAAAAUAGGAGUUUAUUUA